AUGGCUGGUUCCACUACCUCAAAUAUCGUUAAUGUUCAUGCCACCACCCACCUCCCAAUCAAACUUACCUCAGCCAAUUUUCCGAUUUGGAAGAAGCAGGUUGAAUCCACGCUUAUCGGCCUUGACCUGCUUGGCUAUGUUACCGGUUCCACAGCUGCCCCGGCUAAGUAUUCCGAUGCAGCUCGCACUGUGUUGAAUCCAGCCAACACCAAUUGGUUCAGACAGGACCAGAUUAUUCUCAGCGCGAUCCUGGGUAGUCUCUCCGAUGUGCUGCAACUGGUCAUUUCGUCUGCCACCUCUGCGCAUGAUGCAUGGACUCGUCUGUCCACUAAUUGUGCCGCUGCGUCUCGGAGUCGAGUAGUUUCGUUGAAAGCGAAACUAGCCAAAAACCCCAAGGCCAACCGGUCAAUUGAGUCAUAUAUGAGGGAUAUGCGAGCCAUGGCCGAUGACCUGGCCCUUGCUCAAAGCCCUGUCGCUGAAGAAGACCUCGUAGUGCAUAUAUUCACGCAACUGGGCGCUGAAUACAACCCGAUUGUGGCAGCUCUGCGGGUACGCACAGAUCCUGUUUCAUUUGGUGAACUGCAUGACGUGCUCACCGACUACGAGAGGUUGUUGAAAGAUAAUUAA
This is a messenger RNA of Ipomoea nil (Japanese morning glory), 627 nucleotides long. RefSeq lists its product as uncharacterized. Lineage: Eukaryota; Viridiplantae; Streptophyta; Magnoliopsida; Solanales; Convolvulaceae. The record is from RefSeq and is a predicted model, not a curated record. The transcript has a single exon. Bases 1 to 627 code for a protein of 208 amino acids.